AUGCACUACUUCUUCUUGGAGAAGCAAAGCCCGCUCACACAGCGUUGGCAAGUGCGGCAGGUGGCCUUUGACAGUAAGUACCGAUACCUCUACUACACAAAGUCGUUGAGCCGCACGGAUAUUGAGGAGGUCAUGACGCGCUGCCACGACGGCGACCCCAGUUCCGGUGCAUGUCCCAACUCCUCCGGCGGGGCUUCGAGUCGAAAAGUGAAGUGGAGUGGAAAGGUCAAGGUGACGCAGCUUCGAUACGCAGCAGACGAGUACAUUGUCGCGCCAGGCAGCAGCGACUUUGACGAGCGCAUCUUGCUCACCCUCAUCGUGGUCGGCUACGAGCGACCUUUGAGGAGCCACCGUAGCCGUGGCAAGCUGGCGAGCUCCAGUAACCGCAGCAUCGGCGGAACGUCCGAGAAGAGUUUCUCCUUGUGGAGCUCCGUCUCGCGACACUACAGCGCAUCUCGCCUCAGCUCUGUGCGUCUCGGCGACAGUGACGGCGAUGCCGACGAGGAUACCGCAUCGAAGACUGCGGGUGUGACCCAGCCGCUGCUGACCGCCGAGAACGAUGUGCCGGAGCCGGAGUCUCCGUCAGGGUUCCUGCACAUGCCAAGCUACCCGGUGAACGAGUCUCUCGACGACGACUUUGAGGAUGAGGACGAGAACAUGUUUCGGGACAUCGACCUCGUGCCGGAUGACGAGGAGGACGAGGAGGAGACGUCCGUGGCGGCGUCAGAGGCGGAAACGGAGGAGGGCAGCGACGACUGCGACGCAGAUGACGACGAUGACGUGGCGUUCAACUCACCUCCGUCCACACCGACAGGCAGCACUCGGAGUAGUUACAGCUUCUUCAGUCGGCGCCAGCAAAGCACAAAAGGAGGAGGCAAGGCAAAGGACGAAAAGACGGUGCAGCUGCAGUUCCGCGCAGCCAACUACGAUGUAUUCCGCAUUGUCAGCCUGCGCGUUCGCCAGGCGUUGGUGCGCCACGGUCUGUGCGGCCCGCUGCACGCGGGGCUCCCGCCCUACGACCCCCGCAACGGUAUCGCACUCGCAACUGUCCCGCUGCACCUGCGCCACGCCUUCCGCCGCCUUAACGACGUCGUCUUUUACUCGCUCCAGAUCGGCCACGUCGUCUACGUGCGGCAGCAGCGUGAGGUGCGCGGCAUAGAGGGCUACCUUUGCAUCACGCACGACUCUAUCCUGCUGCUGCAGCUGGACGGCAAAUGCCCUCGCUGGCUGGACCUGGAGGACAUCGUUGGUGUGCAGUACGUGCUGCACAGCAACCACUCGUUCAUCUCUAUCCGGGCCGCGGAGCCGUACCCGGAUUUUGUGUUCAUCCCUAUUAUACCAAGCUACCCGCCUAACUCUACCUUCGACUCGGAGGAGUGCGUGGAGGGGAUUGUGAGCAUGGUGCGGCGCCUGCUCAUGCAGCGCCUGCGCGCUGGUGAGGAGGUGGCGCUGACCCCAAUCUCCAGCUGCGGUCUCUCUGUUCAAACGGCCGAGGACAUUGAGGAGUACGAUAUUCUCUGCCAUAUUAGCGACCUGUCUAACACGUACACGGACGUGUUCAAGUAUAUCGCGCAGCAGCAGAGCACCGGUGCUGUUCCCCUGCGCUGGCGCUGGGACAACUCCAAGACACCGAGCCACUUCACCUUCAAGAGAGACCUCUACCACGCCUUGGAGCGCGAGGAGGGCGAGGACAGCGAGGACGAAGACGAGGCCGCCCUUUGUCGCUCGCAGUGCCGUCCGUCCGUGGCUUCUGCCGCUGCAUCGCAUGCGCACAUGGUAGAGUCACUGGUGCCGUCGCGCCAGCAGCAGCACUUCAGCACCGGCAGAGGUGCAGUUGCCGUAGCCGUCUCUGUGGCAACCAGUCUCGGUGCCAUCUGCGACCACGCAGCGGCGCGCAGAUCACCGUGCAAGACGCCCUUCUGCGCUAACCAGCAGCCGUCGCGCCCUGCUCUGCCACCACAGGACUUGUUGUACUCCAAUGCGAGUUUCAUGCCAGCCACAAUGACGCAGCUGAUGGCGCCGCCAUCGCGUGGCGCAGAGCUUCGGGCGAAGAGAAAGCUGCUCGUCACCCGCACAGAUCGCCGCAAUGCCGGCGUUGCGGAGGCUGCAAAGAAUGCCACUGAGCACCAUCAGCCCCCUCUGUCGCCGCCUCCUCAGACUGCAAGCGUGACUGCAGGAACGAAUCUUGUGCUGACGCAAGAAUCGGCAGCGGCUCCAGAUAUCAUAUUCACCACGGCGCCGGUUUCCAGCACACCUCCAGAGGGUGCCGCUCCGCCGACGCUUCCGUCGUGCCCCAGCACUGGCAGUUUAGCGGCCGCCAUCGGUGCUCCACCUGCAUCACCAGGUCCGCCGCCACAAAGAGAUACUCCGCGGGCAUUGCCUACACCUGUAUCCACGCGCCCCGCCUCCUCCAAACCGAACACCUACGGUCUCGUCCCCUCUCACCAUCACACGGACCCCGCGGCUCUUGACUUCUGGUUCUCGACGACGGCGCCUCCUGUUGCGCCGGUUGCCACCGCGCAGAAGGGUGUCCACCUAAGCGAUAUCCACUCAUCCAUACACCAAGGUCAGCCGGCAGCGCAGCAACCGUUGGCACCCCAGCCGACCAGCGCGGCGUCUGGCGGGCACGAACGCCUCGGUGUGGUAUCAGCAGUCAACCAGCGCGGCGUUUCUGCCGCACCGGCGGCCCCAGCGGUGAAAGUGGUCUGUGGCGCUCCUGGAGCUUUUGGCAGCAGCCUCAUGUCGGCAACAACACCGGUUGGCGCUGCCUCUGCCCCGUACUCCUUUGCCUCCAAACCGAUCGCUGAUGGCGCCUUUUCCAGCGGCCUGCCGCAGGCGCACUCGCCGUCUGCGGGCCACGUUGGCAGCCCUACGAACAGCAGCCGCUCCCCCAAGGAGGUGACACACACGACUGAGAACAUGUCCAAUAACAGUGCGGCUGACGAGGAUGAGGAGAGCGACGAGGACUUUGACAGCGAGGACAUGGAGGCCAUGCUGCAGCGUCCUGAGGCUCGCGCACCACCCGCUGCUGCGGCAAGCACUACGGCACCCACUACUGCCGCUGCAGGUGCGUCAGGUGGGGCGGCCUUUGGCGCCGCCGGUGCCACGGCUGCGGAGAGGAAGGACGGUGUUGUGAUGAGCAGCGACGGUGUGGCGUUUGUGCCCGUUGGCGACGGUGUGGUAACACCAGUGGUGUUGACGGCGGAGAUGCUCCCUGGGUACGGCGGGCGCCGGGACGAGGACCACCGGAGUGAUGCUGCAUCUUCUCCCUCUCCGAGUCUGCAGGCCCGGCCUGAAAUGGUGGCCUUCAUCUCGUCGGUUGCCUUACCGCAUUGA
Leishmania mexicana MHOM/GT/2001/U1103 is the source of this 3336-nucleotide messenger RNA. RefSeq lists its product as hypothetical. The record is from RefSeq and is a predicted model, not a curated record. Bases 1 to 3336 code for a protein of 1111 amino acids. The transcript has a single exon. NCBI's taxonomy places the organism in Eukaryota, Euglenozoa, Kinetoplastea, Trypanosomatida, Trypanosomatidae.